Racocetra persica is the source of this 386-nucleotide messenger RNA. The record is from the annotation of a GenBank genome assembly. Lineage: Eukaryota; Fungi; Glomeromycota; Glomeromycetes; Diversisporales; Gigasporaceae.
AUGCAAAAAGAGAAGAAUCAAUAUCAUCACUAUAUUCCAAGAUUCAUUCUUCGAAAUUUUGCUAUUAAUAAGUAUGAAAGGAUAUUUGUGAGCAAUGUAAUGGUGUCCAAAAAACAAAAGCAGAACUUUAAGAAAAAGAAUAAGGAAGAUGCACUCCUUCAAGUUUAUGAUAGAAAAAAUAAUCAGUUUGGCAUCUCUUUCGUUUCAAAAACUUAUGGAAUCGUGAAUAUGUAUAAAGAUUUUAACCAUGAAGAUGCGAUGCGAGUAGAAGGCAAACUUUCUACAUUAGAAACGCAAGCAUCAAAUGUAAUUCAUAAUAUUGUUAACGCAUCCCAAAAUGGAAAUCAAGUAGAUUUAUCUAGCACAGACCUCAAUAAUUUACGAAA